UCAUCGCGUCUCAAUAAUUUUUGUGGAUUUUAAAAAGAUAUAAAUUUCUUAACAUUUUCUCUCUCUCUACCUUACUUUCCCGGGUGGAUGAUGGGAGUGGCCGUCGGGGAAAGAGGGGCUCGCCGGAAUAUUGCCGGAAUUCGUGAUUCCGUCGACUUGGCCGGGAAAUUAUGGGAAACUGCCAGCUGGUGGGGGGUUUUCCGGCGAGGACGGAAGCCUUGAAGACAUGGAGAUCGGGUUCAUGGAGGAAGAAAAAGGGGAGGUGAUUAUGGACUGGGGGAGUGAUGGAGAAGAGGGAAGUGCGGAUUUGGGGAACGAGGGGGCCGAAUUUUGGCAGGAACAGCACCGGCUUCUCGAGGAAGUAAUGAGCAGGGGCAGCUCAUUUGAGGGAAGGGUGAGAAAGGAAGCGAGUGAGGCAGUGAAGAAGGCGAGGGAGCGUGUGAUUUGCAUAUGCUCGAAAGUAAGAGAUGAGAACGGGUGCAGGAGUUGCAUAAGGAGAGAUGUCGUUUGUUACUUACAAAAGGCCGCUUAUGACUCUGCUCUAUGCAAAUCUAAAUGGAGGAGCUCCCCCUCUACACCACCAGGUGAGCAUGAGUACAUAGACGUGGUACAAGCCUCAACCCAAGAGAGAAGAGCCGCACGCGUGGUGAUAGAACUCGACUUUAGAGCUGAGUUCGAAAUGGCACGUGGCAACAACGAAUACAAUCGCCUCGUCGCUCGCCUACCUGAGCUCUACGUGGGCAAGCCGGAACGGCUGAGGACUAUCGUAAAGGCUGUGUGCUCCGCAGCUAAGCAGUGUAUGAAAGAGAACAAGAUGCACAUAGCUCCAUGGAGAAGGCACAAGUACAUGCACAACAAGUGGUUAGGACCUUAUAAGAGAACAAACCCAUCCCCAUUUUCACCUUCUUCUACUAUUGAUACUACUACUUAUAGUCCUACAAGUAGGGAUGGUGAUGGGAGUCCUCUAAGAAAGAUGAGGGCAUCUAUGCUAACCUUUGACUUGCUCCAUAGCCCUACAUCUAGGGCAGUGGCAGUGGUUUGAGGCAAUAUAUAUAUAUAUAUAUAUAGAGAUAGAGAGGAGCAAAAUAUUCAAAUGAGAUGGAAAGAAGCAAGGUGUGUGGCAUCUUGCCUUACUGCUUUGGGUAUAAUGUCCUCCACCAUGUCGUAUUCAGAUGGGAUCAUGUAUCUAGCCUAGAGAGAGAGAGAGAGAGAGAGAGAGAGAACGAAUGUAUGUAUGUAUGUAUGAGGUCGUAUAAGGAUUUUGCCACGUUUGAGGUUUGAAUGGCA
Molecule: messenger RNA, 1287 nt
Organism: Amborella trichopoda
Lineage: Eukaryota; Viridiplantae; Streptophyta; Magnoliopsida; Amborellales; Amborellaceae
Source: RefSeq, a predicted model, not a curated record